AAAAGAAGAAGAAGAAGAAGAAGAAGAAGAAGAAAAUUGAAGAUAGAAACGGAAAUGGCAGACCGUGGAAACGUGGAGGACGUCCGUAAUCGCGUUAUUUUAGGAGAAUUUUGCGUGAGAAAUGUUCACACAACUGAUUUCCCUGGAAACUACCCUGGCUAUAAUGACACUUGGGAUAUGCAGAAAUUCCAGAAGCACUUCAGAAUUGAUGUUGGAGAGCUCACUGAAAACUUGAUGGAGUUUGACAUGGCGGGGGUCGAUGCAGCUAUCGCCAAUGCUUUCAGAAGGAUCUUACUAGCAGAGGUGCCCACCAUGGCCAUUGAAAAGGUUUUUAUUUACAACAACACAUCGAUCGUCCAAGAUGAAGUGCUGGCACAGAGAUUAGGCCUCAUCCCCAUCAAAGCUGACCCCUCUCUGUUUGAGUACAGAAGUAUUGAUAAGGAGUCCGCAGAGGACGAAGUUUCGGAAAUAGACACAAUUCAGCUACGCUUGAAGAUUAAAUGCAACAAGGAUGCUAGCGCAAGCAAAGAUUCUUCUGAUCCACGGGAACUUUAUUUAAACAGCAAAGUCUACUCCAGAGAUAUAAAAUGGGUCCCAAUUGGUAACCAGGCAGAUGUGUUUGCUGACUCCAGUAUUGAACCAGUACAUGAUGACAUCCUUAUCGCGCUGCUCCGUCCCGGACAGGAACUCGACAUUGUCAUGCACUGUGUCAAAGGAAUUGGGAAGGAUCACGCCAAGUUCUCUCCUGUGGCCACAGCAAGUUACCGCCUCCUGCCAGAGAUCACCCUCCUUGAAACAGUGCAGGGAGAGAAGGCAGAACGCCUCAAACGUUGCUUUUCACAAGGAGUUAUAGAACUGGAAGAUGAUAACGGGAGCAAGGUCGCUAAAGUUGUCAACAGUCGCUUGGAUACAUGCAGCAGAGAAAUUCUCCGUCAUGAUGACUUAAAAAAUGUGGUGAAACUUGGACGUGUGCGAGACCACUUUAUCUUUUCUGUGGAGUCUACAGGAAUUCUGCCCCCAAAUGUCCUCUUCACAGAAGCUAUCAAAGUCCUCAUGGCGAAGUGUCAGAGAUUCCUGAAUGCACUGGACUCUGCUGACCCAGAGUGAAAUCACGUGAAUGAAAUGUAUUAUAGUGAUGCAGAGGUCUCACUGGUAUGACUUUAUACUCUUCCUUUUUCAAUAAAACUUUUUGGGAAAAAAACAUUU
Molecule: messenger RNA, 1206 nt
Organism: Hippocampus comes (tiger tail seahorse)
Lineage: Eukaryota; Metazoa; Chordata; Actinopteri; Syngnathiformes; Syngnathidae
Gene: polr1c
Product: RNA polymerase I and III subunit C
Exons: 9
Coding region: 55-1107 (350 amino acids)
Biological process (GO): DNA-templated transcription
Cellular component (GO): RNA polymerase III complex; RNA polymerase I complex
Molecular function (GO): protein dimerization activity; DNA binding
Source: RefSeq, a predicted model, not a curated record